Messenger RNA from Galeopterus variegatus (Sunda flying lemur), 2241 nucleotides. It is a transcript of the gene SH3RF3, whose product is annotated as SH3 domain containing ring finger 3. The transcript is spliced from 9 exons. Gene Ontology annotation, molecular function: protein binding; ubiquitin protein ligase activity. Lineage: Eukaryota; Metazoa; Chordata; Mammalia; Dermoptera; Cynocephalidae. The record is from RefSeq and is a predicted model, not a curated record. The annotation marks the transcript as partial. Gene Ontology annotation, biological process: protein ubiquitination; positive regulation of JNK cascade; positive regulation of proteasomal ubiquitin-dependent protein catabolic process.
GGCCAUCCAGAAGGCCAGCUGGCACUCGCUUGGUUUCUUGUGCUAUUGGGUUUCCACCCUGCUGGAGCCCAUAGCGCAAGCUCUGCGUGGGCCAUCCAGAAGGCCAGCUGGCACUCGCUUGGUUUCUUGUGCUAUUUCUGAAAACCUCCUCCUUCUCCCUCUUUUCACCCAGCUCAAUGACUCUGCCAAGCUGCUCAUGGAGAUGGACAAGCCCUGCCCAGCUGCUGCGUCUGGUUGCGACACCUUGCCUUCUGUCCCCAGCGUGGUGGCCAGUGUGGCCCCAGCUCCUGCUGUAAGCAGCUCGGGGGCGGUCAGUGCCUUUCAGCGGCGUGUGGAUGGCAAGAAGAAUACCAAGAAACGCCACUCCUUCACUGCGCUUGGUGUGACACACAGGUCCUCGCAGGCUGCCAGCCACAGGCAUUCCAUGGAAAUCAGCGCCCCGGUUUUGAUCAGCUCCAGCGAUCCCCGUGCUGCGGCCAGGAUUGGGGACCUUGCUCAUGUGUCGUGUGCUGUUCCUGCCCAGGACUCCCCUUCGACCGGAUCUGCCCCCACGGCCGUCCCACGAGCUGGCACAGCGGCUGCAGAGCAGGGCACGUUUCCCAAAGCCCAGCUGCCCCUCAACGUGUACCUGGCGCUCUAUGCCUACAAGCCUCAGAAGAACGACGAGCUGGAGCUGCGCAAGGGCGAGAUGUACCGGGUCCUGGAGAAGUGUCAGGACGGCUGGUUCAAGGGCGCGUCCCUGAAGACCGGGUUUUCUGGGGUGUUCCCAGGAAACUAUGUGACUCCCGUCUCCAGGGUUCCUGUAGGAGGAGCUGGGCCACCCCGCAAUUCUGUGGCUGGAGGGUCUCCUCUGGCUAAAGGGGUGACCACGACCAUGCACCCAGGCGGGGGAAGUCUGAGUAGCCCGGCCACAGCCUCCAGGCCCGCCCUGCCCCUCGCUCCUCAGGCCCACGCCCAGCACCCAGCAACAUCUCCACAGAUGGGCAGCUGUCUGUGGCACUCGGCCCAGCCGGUCGCCAGCCAAGCCCGGAGCCCCAUCUCAGCAGCCACCCACCCCUUAGCCCAGGCUCAGGACCGACCAACUGCUACCGUGUCGCCCCUGCACACUCAGAACUCUCCGUCCCGCCUGCCCGCCACCAGCCUCAGGCCCCACUCCGUGGUGUCCCCCCAGCACGUUCAACAGCCCCCGCUGCAGUUGGGCCCCCGGCCAGCCAUCCCGCUCACAUCAGCAGCAUCAGCCAUCACGCCUCCCAAUGUUAGUGCCGCCAACCUCAACGGGGACGCCGGAGGAGGGCCCAGUGGUGGCCUGUCCACAUCCAGCCCCACCAACACAGGAUGCAAGCCAGACGAGAAGAAAAACGAAAAGAAAGAGAAGAAGGGCGGGCUGCUGAAACUCCUGGCCGGGGCAUCCACCAAGAAGAAGCCACACUCCCCGCCAGCUGUCUCUCCGACCCACGACCCCCAGGUGGUGGUGGAUGCCUUGCUGCAGGGCGCAGUGGGCCACGAAGUGUCCUUGCUGUCCGUCCACGGCAGGGCAGGGUCCUGCCCCAUAGAGAGCGAGAUGCAGGGGGCGAUGGGACUGGAGCCGCUGCACAGAAAGGCGGGCUCCUUGGAUCUGAACUUUUCGUCCCCUGCCCGGUAUGCACCUCUUUCCAUGGCUGCCAUCCGCCCUGAACCCAAGCCACUGCCCAGAGAGAGGUACCGCGUGGUGGUCUCCUACCCACCCCAGAGCGAGGCAGAGAUUGAACUGAAGGAAGGCGACAUUGUCUUUGUGCACAAGAAACGCGAGGACGGCUGGUACAAGGGGACCUUGCAGCGGAACGGCCGCACUGGCCUCUUUCCAGGCAGCUUCGUGGAGAGCUUCUGAGGACCAGCGCAGUCUGCACCCGGCUCACCUAUGGCACAAGGACCGGGAGCCACGGCCGCCCUGAGAGUCCCAGGUCCUUUCCAAGAUGCCUGGUGCGGAACACCCUUGACUGGGGUGGGGGCUGGGGACUGUGGUGUUCGUGCCUUUGCCCAAAACACCCCCAACUGAGGGCAAACCCUGGGGUGGUUCUUCGACGAGAUGCCCGCCCCUCUGUAUGAACUGUAAAGAAAGCACCUUGUCAGAGAGAAGAGGCCCGCACAGGCAGCUGUGUUACUGUGACUGACAGCUAAGUGGCCGGCCCUUUUUGGCUGCCUGUGAAAGGCUGGAGUCGCGGGAGGGCUGCAGAGCUGGACGGUGGGCGUGGGGCCAAGAGC